Molecule: messenger RNA, 3046 nt
Organism: Daucus carota subsp. sativus
Lineage: Eukaryota; Viridiplantae; Streptophyta; Magnoliopsida; Apiales; Apiaceae
Product: nuclear pore complex protein NUP93A
Exons: 15
Coding region: 229-2814 (861 amino acids)
Biological process (GO): protein import into nucleus; poly(A)+ mRNA export from nucleus
Cellular component (GO): nuclear pore
Molecular function (GO): structural constituent of nuclear pore
Source: RefSeq, a predicted model, not a curated record
CCCGAUUCAUCGUUUCAAACCCGGUACCACGCCUGGAGCCCGACUUGACCAAAAAACAGUACAGUGAGACGCAUCCCACACCGUGCACGCUACAACACUCAAUCCCCCCAUCCAAUUCCCACUUUACCGCUCAAAAUUAGGGUUCAUUUUAAGCUCUGCAAAAUAUUGAAAAACCCUAACGAAGCUCGUACAAACACUGUGUGUGUACAUUGUAUCUAUAAUUCGAGCAUGGCGAACGAAGCAGACAUGAGUAGCUGGACCGAUCUUCUCCAUUCUUCAUCAAAACUCGUCGAACAAGCCGCUCCUUCCGCUCAAUUUCCGCCUCUUCAGAGGAAUUUGGAUCAAUUAGAAGCAUUGUCGAAGAAGCUUAAAUCGAAAACAUUGCGAACCGAAGCUCCCUCGCAGUCCAUUGCUGCUACUAGGCUUCUUGCACGAGAGGGGUUAAAUGCCGAGCAGCUUGCUCGAGAUCUUAAGUCGUUCGAACUGAAGACUACAUUUGAAGAUGUUUUUCCCGCCGAAGCAACAAGUGUUGAAGAAUACCUGCAACAGGUCCAUGAAAUGGCAAUGGUAUCUGCUGUCCAGGAAGCCCAGAAAGAUAACGUUAGGAGCUUUAAUGAUUAUAUGAUGACAGUAUUGGAGGAGGACUGGCAAAAGGAAAAACGGGACUUCCUUCAGAGUUUAAGUCGCAUCACAUCAUUACCUAGGACAAAUGUGGGUGGUUCAAGUCCCGCCAGUGGUCAUCACAAUCAAAUGGUAUCCGUUUCUAAGCCCCAUCUUUCACCUAUGUCAUCUCGGAUGGAGCUAGCACCUCCAGCUGAUAAGUCCGUUGCUGAGAAAAAAGCUGCAGUGUAUGCUCAAACUGUCAAGACCUUGAACGAUGCUAGGGAGUGCGGCUUACCAUUUAAACCUGCCACAGCUUUCAAGAGUGCCUAUGAUAGUUUAAAUCUGGAUACUUCUGGUGGUAAAUCAGUAAGCAUGCAGAAAAUAUGGCACCUAAUUCAGAUGAUGAUGGGUGAGGAUUCAUAUCCUCAACAAAAUGUUUCAAAGAAAAUGUCACUGAUAAUUGGUGCAAGGCGUCACCUUGAAUGGGGGCAUGAGAAACAUGUCACUGAAACGAUACAAAGUCAUCCUGCUCAGGCUGCUCUGGGUGGAGCCGUUGGAAAAUUGCAACGAAUUCAUGCCUUUCUACGGAUUAGGUUGAGGGACUAUGGUGUGCUUGAUUUUGAUGCUGGCGAUACUCGUAGGCAGCCUCCUGUUGAUACUACUUGGCAGCAGAUAUAUUUCUGCUUAAGAACUGGGUACUAUGAUGAAGCUAAAGAUGUUGCAUCAUCCUCUCGUGUAUCUCAACAGUUUGCUUCCCAGCUUAAAGAGUGGAUUUCUUCUGGAGGCAUGGUAUCAGCUGAGACUGCUGCUUCUGCUGCAGAAGAAUGUGAAAAAAUGUUAAGAAUGGGUGAUCGAGUAGGGCGAACUGCAUAUGACAAAAAGAAGUUGCUCCUAUAUGCAAUUGUCUCUGGUUCUCGGAGGCAGAUUGAUCGAUUGCUUAGAGAACUGCCUACUCUUUUCAAUACUAUUGAGGAUUUCUUGUGGUUCAAAUUGUGUGCUGUACGAGACCAACCAGGUGGAUCCUCCUUUGUCCUUAAUGAUGGGUCGUCUCCUUACACUUUAACUGAUUUGCAAGCUUACUUGAAUAAGUUUGAGCCAUCAUACUAUACAAAGAAUGGAAAGGACCCGCUGGUGUAUCCCUAUGUUUUGCUAUUGAGUAUACAGUUACUACCCGCUAUUUUGUACCUGUACAAGGAUAUGGGAAAUGAAGCGUAUAAUAUAGAUGCUGUUCAUAUUUCAAUUGUGGUGGGGGACCAUGGAAUACUUGCUGAAGGUUUUGGAGCUGGUCAGACACUAGGGAUGAUGGAUGCUUUUGCAGAGGCAUCUAGUUUGAUUAGGCAGUACGGGGCACUUUAUUUACAACAUGACGAUCUUUUAAUGGCACUGGAAUAUUAUGCACAAGCUGCUGCGACAAUGGGUGGAGGGCAGCUGUCAUGGACUGGAAGAGGAAGUGCAGAUCAGCAAUGGCAGAGAACAUCAAUGCUAAAGCAACUUCUGAUGGAGCUGUUGUUACGUGAUGGUGGAAUACAUCUUUUGCUCGGUUCAAGGGGUGCAGGGGAAGAAGGUGAGCUUGGAAGAUUUUUGACAGAUGGAAAAUCAAGACAACAGUUUUUGCUUGAAGCUGCUCGCCAGUGUCAGGAAGCUGGACUGUAUGAAAAAUCUAUUGAGAUUCAGAAAAGGGUUGGGGCAUUCUCUGCUGCUUUGGAUACGAUAAACAAAUGUCUUUCAGAAGCAAUCGGUGCUCUAUCACGGGGAAGAUUGGAUGGUGAGAGUCGUACUGCUGGGCUCAUCCACUCUGGAAAUGAGCUUGUGGAGACUUUUAAAUAUUAUCCUGAAGUCAGUCUUCAAGAAAGAGAACAAGUUCUGGAGCAGCAAAUGGUGUUAAGACAACUUGAGACCAUUCUAUCAAUCCAUAAGCUGUCCAGACUGGGUAAUCAUAUAGAUGCUCUGAGGGAGGUGGCAAGACUUCCGUUUCUGCCUCUUGAUCCACGUGCACCAGAUGUUAAUGUUGACGUGUUUCAGAGGUUAUCUCCUCAUGUCCAAGCUUGUGUGCCUGACCUUCUUAAAGCCGCUCUUCAUUGUUUGGACAAUGCAAUUGAUACUGAUGGAUCACUUCGUGCUUUGCGAACCAAGAUUGCAAAUUUCCUUGCAAACAAUUUGAAUAGAAAUUGGCCUCAAGACUUGUAUGAAAGAAUUGCUAGAAGCCUCUGAUGCCAAAUCUAUAAAUGACAGUACACAAAUUUGCAGGGUUGGUUAACUUAAAUUGUUUAGCUCCUAGUUCCAGUGAGAAAUCAUUGUCUAUUAAAUCUGUUUUGCUUUCACGAGCAAUGGUUUAGUUUUGUGGGAGAAGCACAGGUAAGACACUUCUAAGUUUGAUGUUUAGUUGACUGUCAUGCUUGUAAUGUUUUUGAAGUUAUAUAAAGGGCAGAUUUAUGGUUGUGAA